AUGCGUGAUAUUACUAAAGCGCAACGCAAGCCGCCACCGAAUGGUCGUGUCAAGUUACGCAAGGCCGCCCUCACAGGAAAGGGCAACUCGAAGAAUAAGACGAGCGAUGCGAAAACGCUUGACGCUAGUGCACCCGAGGGUCACUCUGGGGAACCGGGAGAUGAUGAAAGUGCAACUGGCAACAUUGCAUCCCACAUAAGUGUCUCUACGAUUAAUGGGAGUACUCCAGGUACUCCUGACAGGUGCUUGACAGAGGUCCAGAAACCCACGCCUCUUGUGGACUUCAAGCUAGACCAACACCCGCUCGAUGUGUUGUAUCAAAGCUUGGCAGGAACAAAUAGAUUUCCAGCGUACAGCCUGGCAUACGCCGUGACGCAGAAUGUCAAGGUCAACCAUGCGCCAGGAAGAAGUUUCCUGUUUCCGUUUGCGUUCAAAGAAGCCCCUUUGUACCACAGAAUUCUCACCGGCCAACAAGUAGCAGAGAUAGUACGGUCGAGUCCAGAGAAAAGUAUCAUGAUAGCCAUCACACAGUUCACAGAGGUAUUGAGAUGCAUAAGAAAGAGAUUAUCUCAUCCCGACUUGGACAUGGCCUUAUCCGAUGACACCAUUAUGGCCGUUAUUGACUCUAUCUGCUACAGUUUUGCGUUAGAAGACUUGACUCAGGCACGCUGUCAUCUUGAAGGAUUGUAUAUGAUGACACAUUCAAGAGGCGGAUACAGCAGUUUCUCAAAGAAACCUGACAUUCAACAAAUGAUGUUCUGGAUCGAUGUCACGGCAGCUAUAAUUUUUGAGCGAAUUCCACGGUUUCCUCUACCAGCGACUCUCCUCCCCACUCCUCCCCGAACCGGGACAUCUGCAAUUUGGGAUCUUUUGAUCUUAGUCAAAGAAACUGAAUGUCAGUCAGAUGUUGAACAGAAUGAGCUCUUCGACGCAUUGAAAGAAGUCUCGUCGAUUGCAAAAACCAUCGAAUCGGAACUGUUUACAAGAGGCGACGCUGCGUGGCACGAUGCAGUCUUCUUAAGCUGUUUAGUCCAUCCAGUAGCUCAUCGCCUGCUUUCCACAUUAGAGCAAGAUUGCGAAAAGCAACACUUGCCCAUCUCUACGUCUAUUCGCUUUGGGAUCGCUCUUUUCAUUAUUAUACUUAAGCAACAGUCUCGAGCAUGUCCCGCGCCAUCGACGCCAUAUGUUGCGAAAGCUGUUGCUGCAUUAUAUUGGGAUAUCCCCAAUAUCCCUUCACACAUGUCCUCAAGUCUUUUUACAUUGCAAUUGUGGCUUCUGCUACUCUGUACAAUUGCAUAUCCUGACACAACUCUUCUUCCUGAGAUUCAGAUGAUGAUUGCGAGAAUACAGAAGCAGUCAAAUUUGAACUCUUGGGAUGAGGUCGCAGCGACAGCUCGACUGAUGCCAUGGAUUAGCAAGUUUGAGUCUUGUAAAGGCUUCGGUGAUUAUUUAUUAGAUGAUUUAGACUAA
Trichoderma breve is the source of this 1470-nucleotide messenger RNA. RefSeq lists its product as uncharacterized. The transcript is spliced from 4 exons. The coding region runs from base 1 to 1470 and encodes 489 amino acids. The record is from RefSeq and is a predicted model, not a curated record. NCBI's taxonomy places the organism in Eukaryota, Fungi, Ascomycota, Sordariomycetes, Hypocreales, Hypocreaceae.